Aplysia californica (California sea hare) is the source of this 2738-nucleotide messenger RNA. RefSeq lists its product as uncharacterized. The record is from RefSeq and is a predicted model, not a curated record. The coding region runs from base 199 to 1299 and encodes 366 amino acids. The transcript has 7 exons. Lineage: Eukaryota; Metazoa; Mollusca; Gastropoda; Aplysiida; Aplysiidae.
UCGAUUACUUUUGUACCUGUUCAGCGUCCCAAAACAAGCAGGUGAGACUUCCGGUGCCUGGUACUUCCGUGUUCAAAAUGGCGGUGGCCUGAAUCAGUGUGACCAGUGACAAAUAUACUCCUGGAUUUUUCGCCUUCCUUCGGUGCAGCGUAAGAUCUGAUUUUUUGUGGGCUUCUCGGCGACAAACUCCCAGCCAUCAUGCCGUCGGCAUCGAUGUACGCGAGCCCUUACACUUAUAAGGAGCCACCACGGAGAAUCAACUACCCGCCAUUAUUUUCUUCCCUCAACAACCUGACGUUCAGGUACAUCUUUGACUCGAAGAUUCUGGCUCUGUCAGCUCUACUUUUGCUGGUGUCCUUCAUUGUGAUCACUCUGAUGGCCAUUAUGCCAUUCUGGUUUGAGCUGGUUCUGAGCCAGCAGGAUGGUACAUUUGGCCAAAUGCAGGAAAAGCCGGGGAUUACCAUAAACACGGGCAUUUUCUUCAUGAGAGAGGAUCACUUUGACAACCUCAUCUUUCUGAACAAGUUCAGCAACGAGGAUGUUGUUCCAAAAACUCUUGCCUUUGCUCAAGUGUGCUCAAUCAUCGGGAACUGUAUCAUUACAUGCUGCCUGGUGGCCACGCUGAUCCUGGUGUUUCGAAGGUUUGGCUCCGCCACUGGCACGAUAAUGCUGGCUGGGGCCGCAACUGUGGGAGCAUUGUUUCAGAUUCUUGCAGUUGUCUUCUGCGGAGUUCUGCUUUUACAAAGCAACUGUGAGCCAAGUGAUCAAACUGACGAGAACGGUGUCCGCACCGCCAGCUCGGACUGUGACUACACAGAGAACCAGGUGUGGCGUAUGAUCCCCAUGUACACGCAGCUGUACCGUGUCGAGCCGCACCUCACGCCGUACGUCAAACCAAACUGGGCGUUUUACAUCGCUGCACUCGGAGCCUUGCUGUGUGUUGCCUCUGCCGUGAUGCUCUGGCUCGAAGCCAUAACAACUGGCAAAAGUUUGAAGGGUAUUCGAUACCAGCAGAUGAGACAAGUCAGAGAUCCCCACGAGAAUGACAUUGCUCCCACUGGUGGAAGAAAGUUUGUCUACGCAGCACCUCAGAACUAUGGGCCAGGAUCCUAUGGAAUGCAGCCUGUGAUGGCAGCAUCGGGACCGUACCAGACAAGGCCCAUGUACGCCCCACCACAUCCGCCCGCGAUUGGGUUCGGUGGUCCCCCUCAGACCAUCGGCUUCCAUCCCGGAAUGAGCCGACGACCUGAGUCUGAGAGUGGCUCCAGUGGAGUUGUGACAAGAGAGAUUGAUUUGUAGACGACGCAAUGAGCAGCACCUCUAAAUGUGACAUGACAUUUUCUUUUACAAAAGAGUUCCAUCACAGACGUCAGUAAUUUUUUUUUUUUAAGAUGAUAAAGUCUAACUCAAAAUUACCAUUGUUUUAUGGAUAUCCCUCGCUUCCGUCAGUUUUCUUACAAAAGAGUUCCAUCACAGCCAUUGUUUUUUAAAAGAAAAAAGAUGUUUCUGUUUUAGAUUAGGAGUUUUUCUUCUGAAUCCACACAACUCAUUGAUUCAAAAGGAAAUGCGGUACGGGGGACAUAUAUCAGGCUUUAAGUAAGAGACACUUUUCCAAAAUCAGACUUGAAAAAUCUGGGUUUUGGUUUUUUUAACAUUUACUCCAAAUCAAUUCUUUGUGUCAUGGGUUAGUCAUGAUGAUGUGGUGUAAAUGUGGAAAGCAGAUGGUUGGUACUCGCAUGAGAUAAGUGUUUUUCUCCUUUUUAGAUCAUUACAUUUCAACCUAAUGCCCAAAGUGGGCGAGUAGCAGUCAUGUUGUUUUAGUAAAUUGUCUUGUGCAUUUAUGGUAUGCCAUUUUUUAUAAAGAUAAUAGUAAUAAUAUAUAACAUUCCAGUUGAUUAAGUUUACAGUAAUCAAUGCUUUUUUUAAAAACUUUGAUAAUAACCUGCUGGAAAAAACUUACUGUACAACUACCUUUCCAGUUUUUAAAAAAUUGAAAAAAGAGUGCACAGGUUAGUAAUUUUGUAUAUGUACUAAAAUGUUAGAAUAUUUUUCAGACACAGAAACAAAAGGCUUAUGUUUGCGUGUAAAGAAAUUAUUUGUGCGUCAUUAGUUCUCUGUGGUCUUUCUGUGUAAUUCUGAUGACUACCUGACAAGGUGCCUUUCUUGUACAAAGCAAGCUUCAAAUAGCAGCCUCAUUAUUGUAUAUUAUAUUUCAUAUCAUCACUGGUUUUUUAAGUAUGGAUAGAAGCUAAAAAUUAUAUUAAUAAAUAGCAUUUGUAUAGCGCAAGUUCUUGCUGAACAGCAACCCCUGUGCGCUGCUUUACAAUCUUUAUUAAUAUCCCAAAAGUACUGAGCGCAUUGUGCAAAGAGUAUCUGUCCUUUUAUAGUAGAUAAUAGAAUAUAUAUAAAAAAUGCCUUUUAUUGUUGACCAAGAAGUUUUGAAACAUAUUUUAUUCCCUCAAAUCAUUAAAAAAAUAUAUUGGACUCAUGCAUUAUUUCGUCAUGCUUAUAUGAAUUGGUCUUUACCCUGUUGUUUCAGCCAUCAAACAUUCCUUUUGAUGUAUUCAUAUUAAAAACAACAUUCCAUCUUUCCUUUAAUUGAAAGGGUUGUGUACACAAGUGUUUCACAGGCUCACAUAAAAACAACAUUCCUUCUUUCCUGCAUACUUUCGGUGAAAUAGUUUUGUACAUACAUAAAUGUUCAUUCAUUUUUUUACAAUAAAAAUAUAAUACCCUUA